AUGGUUGAGACUUCCGAAGAGGCUCGGCAAGAUUCAGAGGCGAAUGGAGCCUCUUCUCGCGGCAUGUGGUUGGGAGGCAUUAGAGGAUUCAUCCCGUUCCCGUCCAGUUGCUGCACCGAACUGAUUCUCCUUUUGAAGCUGGCAGGACCUGUGACCCUUUCCCAGUUGAUGAUCUACUUGAUCAACAUUAUCGGCCUGGUGUUUUGCGGUCAUCUCGGGAAAACACAACUUUCAGCUGUAUCACUGGCAACUGCGAUGGUUAGUGUGACUGGCAUUACCGUUGGGAGUGGCUUGUCAUUGACUUGUGACACCCUUAUACCUCAGACCAUUGGAAGUGGAAACCCGACGCGCGUGGGGCUGAUCCUUCAGAGAGGGGUUCUGAUUAUCAUUCUGGCGUGUUUCCCCUGCUGCGCUGUUCUCAUCUAUACUGAAACCUUUUUACUUGCCGUUAAACAGAGCCAUGAGGUUGCCAGUCUGGCACAAGCGUAUGUGAACAUCGUCAUGGCUUCUCUGCCAGCGGCAUUUAUGUACCAGCUGCUGGGAAGAUAUCUUCAGAACCAGGGAAUUAUUUGGCCUCAAGUCGUAACCGGUGUAAUUGGAAACAUUUUAAACGCAUUCAUCAAUUAUGUUUUCCUCCAUCUUCUGCAACUGGGAGUUCCUGGUUCCGCUGCCGCCAAUUCAAUCUCACAGUACGUGUUGGCUGUGGUCUUAUUUAUUUACAUUAAUUGGAAGGGGUUGCACAAGGCCACGUGGGGAGGCUGGUCUGUCGACUGUUUACAAGAGUGGGGACCAUUUGUUAAGAUGGCCAUCCCGAGCAUGCUCAUGCUUUGUCUGGAAUGGUGGCUAUUUGAAGUAGGAGGAUUCAUUGCUGGUAUAAUUAGUGAAAUAGAGCUCGGAGCCCAGUCCGUUACAUAUCAGCUCACAGUUGUAGCUUACAUGUUCCCACUUGGAAUUUCUGCAGCUGUUAGUGUUCGAGUAGGGAAUGCGCUUGGUGCAGGAAACAUUGAGCAAGCCAAGCUGUCAAGCAAAGUUUCCAUCAUCUGUGCAUUUAUCGUGGCCUUUUUUGUUGGUCUUACCAUCACCCUUGCCAAAAGUGUCAUUGGCUACAUUUUCACCUCAGACCUAGAAAUUUUGAAACGGGUUGCUGAAAUCUUGAUUGUUUUCGUCUUCUUGCAUCUUUCUGACGCUGUUGCGGGUGCGUGUGGAGGUGUCAUCCGAGGAGUUGGGAAACAAAAGGUUGGUGCUCUUUGUAACCUGGUGGGACACUACUUCAUUGGCUUUCCCAUUGGCUUGGCCUUAACCUUUGCGGCAAAAUUGAACAUCCUAGGGCUUUGGAUAGGUCUUACUCUCUGUGUCUUCAUGCAGGCUACUUUCUUACUGUUUUAUCUAUACAAACUAGAUUGGAGUAAGGCUGCCGAAAAGGCUAAAAUUAGAGCCGGGGUCCAGGUCCCCUAUGACGACACGGUCAAGACAGAAGAUUGCAAGUUCGAUGGCUGA
This is a messenger RNA of Syngnathus typhle (broad-nosed pipefish), 1497 nucleotides long. RefSeq names its product multidrug and toxin extrusion protein 1-like. The record is from RefSeq and is a predicted model, not a curated record. Bases 1 to 1497 code for a protein of 498 amino acids. The transcript is spliced from 16 exons. Gene Ontology annotation, biological process: xenobiotic detoxification by transmembrane export across the plasma membrane. Lineage: Eukaryota; Metazoa; Chordata; Actinopteri; Syngnathiformes; Syngnathidae. Gene Ontology annotation, molecular function: antiporter activity; xenobiotic transmembrane transporter activity. Gene Ontology annotation, cellular component: membrane.